CUUUUUUACUAGUUUUUAUUUUCUUUUCUUUUUCUUUUUCUUUUCCUUUUCUCUUUUCUUCCUCUUCGCUAAUUCUGUUUCCCUUUCCUUUCCUUAUUUUUCAACAUCAUGGAUCUUUUGGAUUUGGAUGGACAAACCGCACCAGAGUCCACUCACGGUCUUUUCGACCCGCCCAUGAUUAAGAUGCCUGGGAAACCGGGUGACACAGCAAGGCGUUCAUCGUUGGAACUAUCCGGUGGCUCGAGUUACUAUGACAAGAGUCAGCAGCAACGAAGUAAAUCAGCUUACGCGCCAUUGAACCCUAUCGCGCAUCGUCAUCGAAGCGCUUUACAUACUGUGAACGAAGAGGAAGAUCAUAAACGACCCGUGCAUGGAUACGAUACGGGGUUUUAUGAACCCGCUCUUUCUGGAUUGGGCGUGCGCAAACAAAGGGUGUCGGUGGCCAAUUUCAACAAUUUUCCCAUGACCCAAACGCAACAUUCCUCGGUCAACUUGGGAUUGGAAAAUCAAAGGCGGUCGAGUUUCCUGGAUUACAAUCAGCGCAUGGGAUUUGCUGAAGAUGACGACGAAUACAGCAUCUCGAGAGCCGACGCUUUGGCCGAAGCCGAAGCCAAAUUGACAGGCGCUUACCAUAAUCGGCCCACCGAUGAAGAUCGUCGCUACCGAUCUUCUUAUCACGAGGAACAGCAGAAGCAUAAUCGUCGAUUGUCCGAACCAAGCACACGCUAUCAUCAUCAUCGUUACUCUGAUCAAGAUUACAACAACGAUCGACGCUCACUUCACUACACAAACAAGCGGACCUCGCUGCAAUACACGGCAUCCUAUGACGCCACCACCAACAAACCCGGUCAUCGUCAAGCAGGUAAACCUACCAGUUUAAACCUUGAUAUUGCCAAACAACAUCGCUCCUCUCGCAACUAUAAUGAUUGGCGAGCUCCUUCCUCUGCUUGGUCGACAUCUCAUUCGGCCAUUCCGUUGGUCCCUUUCACACCGACACGAUUCAGUUUCCCCCGUGACGAAGGAACCUCCCAGCAACGACGCGCUUUAUUUACGGCUCAUCUUCCUUUCUCCAGUCUUGUGCCUCUAUUGAAAUCGCAUCAACUAGUGAGCGGGAUUCUGAGGGUGAAUAAGCGAAAUCGAUCCGAUGCGUAUGUGUUUUGCGAAGAUUUCAAUGCCGAUAUUUAUAUCUGUGGAUCGCGCGAUCGAAACCGAGCUCUGGAAGGUGAUGUGGUGGCGGUACGUCUUGUCGAGGUCGAUAAGGUGAUGCGUGAAAAGCAAGAAAAGGAAGAAGCCAAACUAGCCCGUAACAAUGGUCAACCGGUGUUGCGACGACCCGAUGAAGAAGAUGAAAAAGAAAUCAUCUUUGGUGGCGAAGAGGACAUUGAUAAAGUCACUCCACGUUACUGCGGGAUCGUGGUAGCCAUCCUCGAACGCGCUCAAAAUCAAUUAUUCUCAGGAACUCUCGGAUUGAUGCGCCCAAGCAAUAAGCGUCCAAAGAGCCUUACGGAAGGUGAGGAUGCCCAGCAGUCAUCCACAAAAGAAUCGUCUCCGCGUAUUAUCUGGUUUAAACCUACCGAUAAACGAGUGCCUUUGAUUGCUAUCCCUGUUGAACAAGCACCCAAAGGGUUCCUGGAAAACAGCGAACAAUUUGAAGACCGAUUAUUUUUGGGAUCCAUUAAAAGAUGGCCUAUCACAUCACUGCACCCGUUUGGUAUUCUGAUGGACGAACUGGGGCCUGUCAAGGAUCUUGAAGUACAAUUUCAAGCCAUUCUUGCGGAUAACAAUUUCUCGGAUGACCCAUUUUCAGAAGCUGUCUUGCAAUGCUUGCCGGGAUUGCCGUGGUCCGUAGACCAGGAGUCACUACGUGGCCGAUUGGACUUGCGCGAAACACGCUGUUGGACCUUGGACAGUUUGGAUACUGGAGAUUACGAGAAUGCGAUUUCAGUGGAAACCAUUGCUGAUAACAUCUAUCAAGUCGGAUUCCACGUGGCGGACGUCUCUGCGUUUGUCACGCCUCAUUCAGCUAUUGACAAGGAAGCCCGUUCUCGUGCUACAGCGGUUCGACUUCACAAAUCGGUCCCCUUGUGGCCAGAAGAACUUCGAAAGGGAUGCACCGAAUUAUUGCCUCAUGAAGAAAGAUUCGCUUUUUCCGUAAUUUGCAAGUUCAAUGCUUCGGGAGAUCUCAUCAAGACGGAAUAUGAAAGGACCGUGAUCAAAUCGCGAGGAAUUCUGACGAUUGCGCAAAUGCAGAGGAUCUUGGAUGAUGGUGUGGUGCCUGAUACGUUGAGUGACGCUGACACGGAAUCCUUGGUGCACGAUGUCAAGAGACUAUAUUCCAUUAGUCAAAAGUUGAAAGACGCGCGUCGUCAAAAAGGCGCCCUGUUCUUGGAGGAACCGGAAUUAUCCGUAACGUGGUGCGAUGGACAACCUAGCAAGAUUGCCAUUUUGCCUAAAAUCCGAGCAAACGAGAUUGUCGAAGAGUUCACAUUACUUGCGAAUCAAAUGGUCGCACAAAAGAUCUCACGUCACUUUCCAGAACAUGCUCUUCUACGCUCACAAUCGCCCCCCAACCAUCGUAAACUUCGUGAGCUUGUGCAAUACCUGCAAAACCUCGGUUAUCAAAUCAAUCCCUCGUCGUCGGGCACACUACGGGAAUCCAUUGAUGCCAUUACGAAUGAUGCGGCAAGAUCGGUCAUUACAGCCUUGGUACGAAAGACCAUGAACAUGCCCAAAUACUUUUGUACGGGGGUAUUUGAUAUCAGCCGAUAUCAUCAUUACGGAAUGAAUGUACCACUUUAUACACAUUUUACUUCACCUUCACGACGUUACACGGAUCUUAUCGUGCAUCGACAGUUGGAAGCGGCCUUGAACGGAGAGAAACGGUUUUACAUUGAAUGUGAAAUGAUUCAGAAAAUGGCACGAUAUUGCAAUGUCAAGAGUCAGGCAGUUUUGAAUGCGCGGGAACAGAUGAAUCAUUUGGUGAUGAGCCGUUUACUCAAUCCUUCCAUGACGCAUGAAGCGAUUGUGGUGGGAGUGCAAGAACAGUCGUUUGACGUAGUGGUGCCGACCUUGGGAUUAGAGAGACGCAUUCACGUCAUUAACCUUCCUUUGAAAUCCGCGAUUUUCAGCGCCGCCGACAGUGUGUUGCAUUUGUUCUGGACCCCCGGAGUGGCGACCUCGGAUCGAAUGGUUGAACAGCGACCCUACGACGAUGAGUUUUGUAAUACGGUCAAUGGGCUGUCGAUCCAGCAUCAAGAAACGUCCUCCCCGGUCAGUGAGCCGGUGAAACGUCGCCCUCGGUCGCUAUCGCUGCGAGCCAUCAAAGAUCAGCAACAGGAGGUCACCAUUGCCGAAGAGUAUCGACAAAUUAUUCGUCCUUUUGAUUACGUACGCGUCGUUAUCACAGCCAACCCUAUCAGAAAUCCACCCCUCAUUCGGAUUUUGGCGGCUAACCCAUUUGUAUAAUUAUAUCGAUCUUUUUUUUUACUUUCUUUUUUCUCCUUGUUCGCGUGAAAAAAAAAAAAAAAAUAUUUGUUUUUCUACUUUCGUCAAGUCUUUAUGUUUUUCUUCUUGUAGUAUUCACAGAUAACCCGCUCUAUUGAAACCUCUAUUCUGUCUUUCUCCGUCAUUUUAUCAUCGUUAAAUCUCUUAUAUCUCGCGAUUCAAAAUCUUUAGGGAACCGUUCCGUAAGAAGAAAAAAGAAUACAGGAAUAUAUUUGGAAUAAAAAAUAACCAGAAAGGAAGGUUAUAAUUGCUGAA
Radiomyces spectabilis is the source of this 3759-nucleotide messenger RNA. RefSeq lists its product as uncharacterized. Bases 109 to 3465 code for a protein of 1118 amino acids. Gene Ontology annotation, cellular component: exosome (RNase complex); P-body. The transcript has 10 exons. Gene Ontology annotation, biological process: mRNA catabolic process. Gene Ontology annotation, molecular function: RNA binding; 3'-5'-RNA exonuclease activity. The record is from RefSeq and is a predicted model, not a curated record. Lineage: Eukaryota; Fungi; Mucoromycota; Mucoromycetes; Mucorales; Radiomycetaceae.